Notothenia coriiceps (black rockcod) is the source of this 546-nucleotide messenger RNA. Its product is annotated as tRNA wybutosine-synthesizing protein 2/3/4-like. Gene Ontology annotation, cellular component: Golgi apparatus. Bases 119 to 379 code for a protein of 86 amino acids. The record is from RefSeq and is a predicted model, not a curated record. Gene Ontology annotation, molecular function: protein binding. Lineage: Eukaryota; Metazoa; Chordata; Actinopteri; Perciformes; Nototheniidae. The transcript is spliced from 2 exons.
UGUGUGUGUGUGUGUGUGUGUGUGUGUGUGUGUGUGUGUGUGUGUGUGUGUGUGUGUGUGUGUGUGGAGCCAGCCCACCAACAGGAAGGGCCACAGUGCCGUGGUGCUGGGCUCCUCCAUGCUGCUGUACGGAGGACUCAUCGACAUGAAGGGGACCUCACAGGACUUCUGGAGUCUGGAUUUUGACUCCAUGGCCUGGUCCCUGCUGAGCGGCUCCCAGCAGGCCUCACUGGGCCCCGGUCCCCGACACAGUCACUCAGCCGUGGCCCACCAAGGCUGCAUGUACCUGUUCGGGGGCCUGAAGGGCCUGCGGGAGCAGAGAGACUUCUGGAAGUGGGACUCCUGCAGCCACAUGUGGAGUCCCCUCAGAAACAAGUGAGAAGUCAUAUGAUAGUUAGUUAGUUAGUCUGUCCUCUACAGGGGGGGGGGUUUAGGUCCACAGCUAAAAACACCACUGACGCAAAACACUUGUACUGUGUUUAAUCAAAUAUACAGAGUUAGUUUUAAAAAAAAUAUUUUAAUGUUUGUACUUAUAAUGUACUUACG